This is a messenger RNA of Pangasianodon hypophthalmus (striped catfish), 4780 nucleotides long. RefSeq names its product centlein, centrosomal protein (gene cntln). Lineage: Eukaryota; Metazoa; Chordata; Actinopteri; Siluriformes; Pangasiidae. The record is from RefSeq and is a predicted model, not a curated record. Gene Ontology annotation, cellular component: centriole; centrosome. The transcript has 30 exons. Bases 210 to 4001 code for a protein of 1263 amino acids. Gene Ontology annotation, biological process: protein localization to organelle; centriole-centriole cohesion.
GUCGCAAAGACGACAACACGGAAAACGGCGCGUCCGUUUGAAACAGUCAACAAACAGUUAGCAACGCUUCGAUUAGAUUUCGAUUAAACUGAUAAACGAGGGAUUUAUUUUAUUAGCAUGUGUUUAUUAGGCUUUAUUUUACAGUGAUGUUUAUUUGAGAUACUGUUCUUCUGUAAACUGAGCGCUGUUUGUUGACGCUCAGGAUUUUAAUGCGUUAUUUUAGCAUCUCAGGAGCCAGGGACUGCGCGCGCCUCUCUCUUUUCUUCUGUCUUUUUCUCUUUCUGUCUCUCUCUCUCUCUCUCUCUCUCAGAGGAGUGAUGUCCUGCAGAGACAGUGAGAGAGUGCUCCUGCUGCAGGAGGAAGUCAGGAGUCUGAGUCAGGAGCUCGCUCAGUGUCAGGCGGAUAAGGAGUUUGUGUGGUCGCUAUGGAAACGGCUCCAGGCGGCGAAUCCGGACCUGACGCAGGCCGUGAGUUUAGUGGUGGAGCGUGAGAAACAGAAAGCAGAAGCUAAAGAUCGGAAAGUUCUGGAAAUCCUGCAGGCGAAAGACUACAAGAUCCAGGAGCUAGAGAAGGAAGUGACAUCACAGCGACAGGAAGUGAGCAGACUCCUGCAACAGCAGCGUGUUGGUGAAGAGGAGCAGCAUGUGAAGAAAGAGCUGGUAGAACUUCAACACACACUGAGUGAUACGACACGACGCUUACAGGAGUGUGAUGAUGGGUGGAGGAGGAGGUUGGAGGAGCAGCAGGAGCAGAGCAGGAAGCAGGAGGAGACAAACAACGCCAAACUCAAGGAGUGUGAUGAUGGGUGGAGGAGGAGGUUGGAGGAGCAGCAGGAGCAGAGCAGGAAGCAGGAGGAGACAAACAACGCCAAACUCAAGGAGUGUGAUGAUGGGUGGAGGAGGAGGUUGGAGGAGCAUCAGGAGCAGAGCAGGAAGCAGGAGGAGACAAACAACGCACGACUCAGGGAGGUGCAGGAGGAGUUGGUGAAGGUUCAAGCCGUCAGCUCGUCUCUCUCUGUUCAGCUCAGUUCAGUCCAGCAAAAGCUCAGUGAGAGAGAGCAGCAUCUCCAGAAGCUCAGGGGUGAGCUGCAGGAUCUUCAGUCUCUGUACGUACAGAGUGUGGCUCAUGCAGGAGAGCAGGCAGAACUCAUCCAGCAGCUGGAAGGUCUCAACAUGGACACGCAGCAGAUCCUGCAGAGCCAGGAGAGAGUACACACCACACACACUGCCUCAUACCACAAGUUGUACAGUGAGCUGAGUGUAUCCUAUCAGGCUCUCCGUGUCAGUGAGGAGCAGCUGCGGCAGAGAGACGCCUGUCUCAGUGAACAGCUCAGUCAGAAGGAGCAGCAGGUCUCUGAACUUCAGCUCCAACUUCAGCAGCUCCAGCAGCUUGUAGCAGCCCAACCACUCGCCCCUGAGCAGAAGAUGGAGCAGGAGUGUGUGGAGGCUGCAGACAGUCAAGAGUGUGUGUCUCACCCCCCGUCCUCUGAGACUCAGAGCUGUGGAACACACACACAGCAGUGUUCCAGGUCUGUUUCUCCAAGCAGCAGUAGUAGAGCCUAUGAGAAGAAGAUCCAGCAGUUGGAGGAGCUACUCACUCUCAAGACGGCAGAGAAUGAGGAGUUAAGGCGAGCUCAUGCGAAGCGUCACGAUCGUCUGCGUCUGAUUCAGACCAACUACAGAGCGGUGAAGGAGCAGCUGAAGGAGGUGGAGGACACACACGGCCUGCCCAAAGGCAGGACGAGGCGGGCUGAGCCGUGGGAGCUCCGUCAGGAGAACAGCGAUGCCGUUUGGAACGAGUUGGCCUUCUUUAAACACGAGAACAAGAAGCUCCUUGCUGAGAAAACUCAGCUGGAGGAGGAGUUGGAUGUGGCUCGUGUUCGAGUGGCCAUGGAGCGAGCUACAGCGCAGGAGCUACGUCUGCGUCUGCACGAGGAACAGCAAGAGCUGCAGCUGAAUGAUGAUGAUGAUGAUGAGGACAGAGUGAGCAGCACACCACUACCUCCUGUACACACACUACACCGCUCUGUUAGAAAGAUCGAAGUGUUGGAAAGGAAGAUGGUGUGUCUGGAGAGAGACACGUUGAAGCUGCGAGAGGACAAGCAGGCCCUACAGGACGCUAACGAUCUCCUGCGUAGCGAGCGGGCGGAGGUCCAGGCGGCGCUGCAGCAGGCCCGUGUGCGUGAGGAAGCGAGCCAGGCUCGGGGCAGCGCUGAGCGGGACAGGCUGCUAGGCGAGGUCCGGGCUCUACAGGCCCAGCUGGAGAAAUCACACAGAGCAGAGACGGCGUCUCGGGCAGCGUUACUGAGGAUCAGACAGGAAGUGGGAGUGCUGAGGGCCGAGAGGGACUUCCACAGGAACAAGACACGGCGAGGACGAGGACACGGGACACACACCCUAACACAGACCGUCUCAGUGCAGCCGAGGACACGCAGCCCCGCCAAGGACGAGUGGGAGGACAUGAGUCCAGACAGUGACAGUGAGGAUUUCUCGGACAGUCUGGAGAGUAAGCGUGCUGCUCGUCCUCUCCGCUCUGCUGCUCAGUCAAAGGCCUGCGCAUCACUCCCUCACCGACACGCGGUCAGAGACGGCUCCACUGCAGCCAGGGCUCACGACACAGUGUCUAAGCAGGACAUGGCCGUGAGGAAGAGGAGGAGGAUGAUGAAGAGGAGGAGUGUGUGUGUGGUGAUGAAGGGAGCAGGAGUGUGUGAGGAUGCAGCAGUGAGGAAGAGGAGGGUGAUGAAGAGGAGGCGUGUGUGUGCCGUGUUCACUCAGAGGCUCGCCUGUCUGCAGCAGCAGGUCGCAGUUCUGCAGGCGGCCAGCAGGGCGGCGCAGGAUGAGCGACUCAAAUACCAACACACACACACUGAACUGCAGACACUGACACACACACUGCAGAAGCAGUCGUGUGAGAUGGCGGUGCUGCAGCAGCAGAAGGCCGUGUUGGAGGCGGAGUUAGAGCAGUGGAGGAAGUCCCGCCUCCCUGAAGCACAACAGGCGUCAGUCACUGUGUCUGUCCCCGACCCUGACCUCCCGAACAUCAGAACACUGGAGACUGAAAUCAAACAGCUCAACAACAAGCUGAAGAGCUCGAGUGCCGAGGUGAGCCGUCAGAAUGCUUUGAUUAAAGGCCUCAGGACGGAGCUGCAUGACAGAGACCAACGCCUUAAGGAGCUACAGGACAAGGUGUGUCACUGUGAGAGGGAUGUGGUGAUGAAGAGACAGUUGGUGGAGGAUCUGCGCAGUCGGCUGAAGGUCCUGCAGGAUUCAGAGCGCAGCCAUCGCUCACACAUCGACGAGCUGGAGAGAAAGGUGAAGAGUCAGUGUGAGGAGGCGUCCAACAGGAAGUCAUUUAUUGAGUCUCUGAAGAGGAGGCUGAGCGUCGCUACUCACGACAAACAGCAGUGUGAGAACACCAGCAGCACACUCCGAGACCAGAUACACACUAAGGAGCAGAAGAUAACAGCGCUGCAGGCUCGGUUGGUGGAGUGUGAGAGGUCAAAGGUCGAGCUGGAGCAGACAGCGACAACGCAGAUGCAGCUUCUGACCAAUCAGAGCACAGAGACGAUACACACACUGCAGAACAAACUCACACUGGCACAGACUCAACACCAACACCUGCGUUCAGUCACACAGGCUCUGGCCGUGGAGGUGGACAGAGAGGUGAGAGAGACUCGAGCUGAGCUUAGAAAGAGGAGGAGAGAGAGGAAGAAGAAGGAGGGAUCAGGAAGAGGAGGCGUGUCCAAGAGCUCCAUGGUGAAAGCUCAGUCCAUCGCUGCGUCUAUCCUCAAUGUCAGCGCUAACGACCUGGCUAGCAUCCUGGACACAGACCAGGAGGAAGAGAGUGAUGAAGAAGCAGAUGGAGUUUGGAUGAAUCACAUACAGCAGCUCCUACAGCAGCAGUGUCUCUCUGCAGCUGAGUUGUUGGAGGUUCUGUUGGUGAAGAUGAAGGAGAGCAGGGCGCUGAUGGAGGAGCUGGUUUCUCUGAGAGAGAGUCACUGAGCAUGACGGAGGAAUAAAAACACAUCUCUCCAUCCCUCCUUUUAUUUCACUUUAUUUUCCCUGACUUCAUUUCUCACCUCACUCUGUUUCUCUCUCUUACUUAUUAGCUCACUUUCCUCUUUCCAUCUUUUUCUCUUACUUCCACUCCUUUUUCUGCUCUUUUCCUAUCCCCUGUUCAUUUCUCCUUUCCACUUUCUCUUUGUUUGUUCUCUAUUAACUUUAUCUCUUAAUCGAUUUCUCUCGCUUUUUUCCUCUAUUACUCAUUCCUCUCCCAAUCAUCUUCUCCUCUCUUAUUGACAAUCUCUCUCUCUCUCUCUCUCUCUCUCUCUUUCUUCUCCUCAGUUCUUCUUGUUUCUCUUCUUUCGUUCUUCUCUUCUCCUCACGUCUCUUUUUACUUUCUCGCCUUUUCUCUCUACUCUCUCCCUCUCAUCUUAUCUCCAUUUUUUCCCGAUUUUAUUUUUCAUUUCUCCAUCUGUCACUCUCUCUCUCUCUCUCUCUCUCUCUCUCUCUCCUUCUUUCUCUCUGUUCUCUUUGAUGUAUAACUGAAGUCUAUAUGAAGUCUACGUUCUAAAGUCUGUAGCUGUGUGACUGAGUGAUUCUUUACACAGUGUGUGUUUGGACGCACUGCGUCAUCACACACUCUUUCAUCACUCAGGUGUGUGUGUGUGUGUGUGUGUGUGUGUGUGUGUGUACUCAAACGUCACGUUUCUGUACAGAUGUAGUGUGUUUACACGAUCAGUACCCGCAUGAAUUAAACUAAUUUAUGGAGUGUGUUUAUA